Molecule: messenger RNA, 2127 nt
Organism: Trichosurus vulpecula (common brushtail)
Lineage: Eukaryota; Metazoa; Chordata; Mammalia; Diprotodontia; Phalangeridae
Product: myeloperoxidase-like
Exons: 12
Biological process (GO): response to oxidative stress
Molecular function (GO): peroxidase activity; heme binding
Source: RefSeq, a predicted model, not a curated record
AUGUGCAAACCUGAAUGGAGCCUUCUGGGCCUGAUCGAGGAGGGCAAUGAUACUACUGCUGACCUGUUGACUUAUGAGGACCUGAUGAGUAGUGUGGAAAAGGCAAAAGAGAUGGUUGACACAGCCUAUGUGAGCAGCCAAAAGAGAGCCAACAAUGUCCUGAAGAAGGGCUCGGCCACCCCGUCUGAUUGCAUUAAAUUCCUGAAAGAACCUAAGGCGGGAACCAAGAAAGCCACACGAGCUGCUGAUUACAUAGAAACCACCCUGCAGAUCUUGAAGCAGAAGCUGUUGCCCAUUCUGGGAGAUGUGAAUAUCAUAGAUGUGCUAAGCCCUCUGCAAAAGGGCCUCAUUGGCCAAGCUACAGGCUGUGGCUCCUCCAACCAUUCUACAGAAUGCCCAGAGAUCAGCGCUUAUCGGACCAUCUCCGGGAAAUGCAACAGCUGGACAUAUCCAAACAGAGGAGCCUCCAAUCAAGGCUGUGCUCGUUGGCUCCCAGCCGAGUAUGACGAUGGAAUAUCUCUUCCUAGGGGGGCUAUAGAAGGAAAGCUUUUGAAUGGAUUCCCUCUGCCACUGGUCCGUGAAGUGUCCAAUGUGCUGGCACGUGUUUCCAAUGACAACAUCACUCAGGACCAGAACCGCUCGCUCAUCUUCAUGCAGUGGGGACAGUGGGUGGACCAUGACUUGGACUUUUCCCCAAGCAGUGAUGUCAACCCUAACAAAACGGAAGGUCCAUGUGACUCCACCAGCUGUGUUUUUGAACCCCCCUGCUUCCCUAUUAAGUUUCCUCCCAAUGACAACAGGACUGGCACCCCAGACAUCUGUAUGCCAUUCACCCGCACAUCCCCUGCCUGCAACCCUGACUCCUUCAUCCGGGAGCAGAUUAAUGGCAUCACCUCAUUCAUGGAUGCCAGUAUGGUGUAUGGCAGCGAGAACACCCUGGCCAACUUGCUUCGCAACCAUAGCAGUGACCUGGGCCUCUUGGCCGUUAAUAAAGAGUUCCAGGAUGAAGGACUUGACUUCAUGCCUUUUGAGACCAGAGCCCUAAACCCUUGUUUGCUCACCAACAAGAAGGCCAACAUCCCUUGCUUCAGAGGAGGGGAUGGGAGGACCAACGAGCACUUGGGCAUCAUGGUGUUCUACACUCUCUUCCUUCGGGAGCAUAACCGCCUUGCCUUGGAACUUAAGGAAUUCAACCCACACUGGAAAGGGGAAGUGCUGUACCAGGAGGCUCGGAAAAUCAUUGGGGCCAUGAUCCAGAUCAUCAACUACAGAGACUAUCUGCCUCUAGUCCUAGGAAAUGAGACCGAGCAAUAUAUCCCUCCCUACACAGGCUACGAUGAGUCUGUGGACCCAACAGUGGCCAAUAUCUUCUCAUUGGCUUUCCGGUUUGGACAUGGCUCCAUCCCACCCUUCAUGAACCGUUUGAAUGAAGAGUUUCAGCCAAAUGGCCCAAACUCAAUGAUCCCUCUCCACCUUACCUUCUUUGCUCCUUGGAGAAUUAUUCUAGAAGGAGGCAUUGAUCCACUCCUCCGAGGACUACUCAUCAACCCAGCCAAGAUGACAAAGCAGGAUGAAAUCCUGAAUGAAGAGGUCCAAGAUUGUCUCUUUGAACAGACUGAGGUCAUGGGCUUAGAUCUGGCUUCUAUCAACUUGCAAAGGGGAAGAGACCAUGGCAUCCCAGGGUACAAUGCUUGGAGACGUUUCUGUGGUCUCUCAGAGCCCCAGACUGUGGAGGAACUUGGUGAUGUUCUCCAGAACUUAGAAUUGGCUGAGAAAUUUAUGGACCUGUAUGGGACAGCAGAAAACAUUGACCUCUGGAUCGGGGCUUUGGUUGAACCUUUUGUUCCCAAUGGAAGAGUGGGACCUCUGCUUUCCUGCCUGAUUGGAUGACAGUUUCAGCAGAUUCGAGAUGGGGACAGGUUUUGGUGGGAGAAUCCAGGAGUUUUCACAGAUGAACAGGUAGAAUCCCUGAAGAUGAUUUCCUUGCCUCUCCUGAUCUGUGGCACCACCCACCUCUCUGAAGUCCCUGUAGAUGUGUUUCAGGUCAACAACUAUCCUGAAGACUUUGUAAAUUGCAAAGAGUUUGGAAAGCUUGAUUUGUCUCCCUGGAAAGUCCAAAUUGAGUAG